AUGAAAGUAGACAGGACUAAACUGAAGAAGACACCUACUGAAGCUCCUGCAGAUUGCCGAGCUUUGAUAGACAAACUUAAGGUUUGUAAUGAUGACCAACUCCUUUUGGAACUUCAACAAAUUAAAACAUGGAAUAUUGGAAAAUGUGAGUUGUAUCAUUGGGUGGACUUACUGGACCGUUUUGAUGGAAUUCUAGCAAAUGCUGGACAAACAGUGGACAACAUGUCUUGGAUGCUGGUGUGUGAUAGGCCUGAAGAACAACAACUAAAAUUGCUAUUAUUGGGUGUGUUGAACUUCACAGCCUUGCUCAUAGAAUACAGCUUUUCCAGACAUCUUUACAGUUCAAUAGAGCACCUGACUACAUUAUUGGCUUCUUCUGAUAUGCAAGCGGUGCUUGCAGUGCUGAAUCUUUUGUAUGUCUUUAGCAAAAGAUCAAACUAUAUCACUAGGCUGGGCUCUGACAAGAGGACUCCAUUGCUGUCCCGGUUGCAACACUUGGCAGAGAGCUGGGGUGGAAAAGAAAAUGGCUUUGGACUUGCAGAAUGUUGUAGAGAUUUGCAUAUGUUGAAAUACCCUCCUAGUGCAACUACACUACACUUUGAAUUCUAUGCAGACCCAGGAGCCGAAGUUAGAGUUGAAAAAAGGACUACCAGUAACACACUACAUUACAUUCACAUAGAGCAGCUUGACAAAAUUUCAGAGAGUCCUUCUGAAAUAAUGGAAUCUCUUACCAAAAUGUACAGCAUUCCAAAGGAUAAGCAGAUGCUGUUGUUUACACAUAUACGACUGGCCCAUAGUUUUUCUAAUCAUAAGAAAAGACUACAAGCUGUUCAGGCAAGACUGCAUGCAAUUUCUAUAUUAGUAUAUUCAAAUGCCUUACAAGAAUCAGCAAACAGCAUCCUAUAUAAUGGAUUAAUAGAAGAGUUGGUAGAUGUCCUUCAAAUAACAGAUAAGCAUCUUAUGGAUAUCAAGGCAGCAUCCUUAAGGACAUUAACAUCAAUUGUACACUUGGAAAGGACACCCAAACUUAGUAAUAUUAUUGACUGCACUGGAACUGCCUCCUAUCACGGAUUUUUACCUGUACUCGUUCGAAACUGCAUUCAAACCAUGAUUGAUUCUUCAAUGGAACCAUACCCUCACCAGUUUGCCACUGCUCUUUUCUCUUUCUUAUACCACCUAGCCAGCUAUGAUGCUGGUGGUGAAGCUUUGGUGUCCUGUGGCAUGAUGGAAGCCUUACUUAAGGUAAUAAAGUUUCUUGGAGAUGAACAAGACCAAAUAACUUUUGUUACUCGAGCAGUCAGAGUCGUUGACCUCAUUACUAACCUAGACAUGGCAGCUUUUCAAUCUCAUAGUGGACUCUCCAUCUUCAUUUACCGAUUAGAGCAUGAAGUAGAUUUAUGCCGAAAAGAGUGUCCUUUUGUGAUUAAACCAAAGAUCCAGAGACCCAACACCACGCAAGAAGGAGAAGAAAUGGAAACAGAUAUGGAUGGAGCUCAGUGCAUUCCCCAACGUGCAGCACUUCUGAAGUCCAUGUUGAAUUUUCUUAAAAAAGCCAUCCAAGACCCUGCUUUCUCAGAUGCCAUCCGUCAUGUGAUGGAUGGCUCCUUGCCUACGUCUUUGAAACAUAUCAUCAGCAAUGCUGAGUACUAUGGGCCAUCACUUUUCCUGUUGGCUACUGAAGUGGUGACAGUAUUUGUGUUUCAAGAGCCAUCAUUCUUGUCCUCCUUGCAAGAUAAUGGACUGACUGAUGUCAUGCUGCAUGCACUUCUUAUAAAAGAUGUCCCUUCCACCCGAGAGGUACUUGGAUCCUUGCCAAAUGUGUUCAGUGCCCUCUGUUUGAAUGCACGAGGUCUUCAGUCUUUUGUUCAGUGUCAGCCUUUUGAACGUCUUUUCAAAGUGCUUCUUUCUCCUGAUUAUCUUCCUGCAAUGCGAAGGAGAAGAAGCUCUGAUCCCCUUGGGGAUACUGCUUCUAAUCUCGGCAGUGCAGUUGAUGAACUUAUGAGGCACCAGCCUACACUCAAAACAGAUGCUACAACUGCUAUUAUUAAGCUAUUAGAAGAAAUUUGUAAUCUUGGAAGGGAUCCAAAAUACAUCUGUCAGAAGCCAUCUAUUCAAAAAGCUGAUGGCACUACUUCAGCUCCUCCCCCAAGAUCUAAUCAUGCAGCAGAAGAGGCUUCCAGUGAAGAUGAGGAAGAAGAAGAAGUACAAGCUAUGCAAAGCUUUACUACUACUCAGCAGAAUGAAACAGAACCAAAUCAACAAGUCUUUGGAACUGAAGAAAGGAACCCUAUCCCACUAAUGGAUUACAUCCUGAAUGUGAUGAAAUUUGUGGAGUCCAUUCUAAGCAACAAUACAACCGAUGACCAUUGUCAAGAGUUUGUGAACCAAAAGGGGCUGCUACCUCUAGUCACCAUCCUGGGCCUUCCCAAUCUGCCUAUCGACUUUCCAACCUCAGCUGCCUGUCAGGCUGUGGCAGGGGUCUGCAAAUCCAUACUGACACUAUCACAUGAACCAAAAGUCCUUCAGGAGGGACUCUUGCAACUGGAUUCUAUCCUAUCCUCCUUGGAUUUGCUUCAUCACCCAAUUGAGGCCCCUGGGGGAUCAGUGCUACUUCGAGAGCUUGCUUGUGCUGGCAGUGUAGCAGAUGCCACACUCUCUGCCCAGGCCACCCCUCUUCUGCAUGCUCUCACAGCUGCUCAUGCGUAUAUCAUGAUGUUUGUUCAUACCUGCAGAGUUGGACAGAGUGAGAUCCGUGCCAUCUCAGUGAACCAGUGGGGCUCCCAGCUGGGUCUCAGUGUCCUAAGUAAGCUGAGCCAGUUAUACUGUUCCCUGGUCUGGGAAAGUACAGUACUGCUUUCUCUGUGUACCCCAAACAGCCUCCCCUCAGAAUGUGAGUUUGGUCAGCUGGAUAUGCAGAAGCUGAUUCCAAGAGAGGAAAAGACAGCCAGUUCAGCAGCACAAGGAGCCAAGAGAAUAGAAGGAGAAACAGAAGGAUCAUCAGGAGGUAUGGAGGCUUCCACCCAUGGCCUUUUAGAAGGCAUUGGACUGGAUGGAGACACCCUGACACCUAUGGAAACUGAUGAACCUAGUACUUCAGACCCCAAGGGGAAGUCCAAAAUUACCCCAGCUAUGGCAGCUAGGAUCAAACAGAUUAAGCCUUUGCUGUCAGCUUCCUCCAGAUUAGGCCGGGCUCUUGCUGAACUUUUUGGGCUUCUUGUUAAACUCUGUGUGGGAUCUCCUGUACGGCAAAGGAGAAGCCAUCAUUCAGCCAGUACCACCACAGCACCAACACCUGCAGCAAGAUCAACAGCCUCAGCUCUCACCAAACUCCUUACUAAGGGUUUGUCUUGGCAGCCCCCACCAUAUACACCUACUCCAAGAUUCAGGUUGACUUUUUUUAUCUGUUCAGUUGGCUUCACCUCCCCAAUGCUGUUUGAUGAGAGAAAACAUCCUUAUCACCUCAUGCUACAGAAAUUCCUCUGCUCUGGUGGCCACAAUGCUCUUUUUGAGACUUUCAAUUGGGCUCUUUCCAUGGGAGGCAAAAUUCCCAUAUCAGAGGGACUUGAGCAUCCAGAUCUACCUGAUGGCACAGGAGAGUUUUUGGAUGCCUGGCUUAUGCUGGUAGAAAAAAUGGUGAACCCAACAACUGUACUUGAAUCUCCACAUUCUCUCCCUUCUAAGCUUCCUGGGGGCCAAAACUACCCACAGUUUAGUGCCCUCCGCUUCCUUGUAGUGACUCAGAAGGCAACCUUCACCUGCAUAAAGAACCUGUGGAACCGGAAGCCUCUGAAGGUUUAUGGUGGGCGGAUGGCUGAAUCCAUGUUGGCAAUCUUGUGCCAUAUCCUUCGUGGAGAACCUGUUAUCCGAGAGAGACUAAGCAAGGAAAAGGAAGGAACAAAAGGAGAGGAAGAAUCUGGACAGGAGGAAGGUGGUUCUCGCCGAGAACCUCAAGUAAACCAACAGCAACUACAGCAGUUAAUGGACAUGGGCUUCACAAGAGAGCAUGCAAUGGAAGCCUUAUUGAACACUAGCACUAUGGAACAAGCCACAGAGUACCUGCUAACCCACCCUCCUCCACUGAUGGCUGGUGGUGUAAGAGAUCUCAGCAUGUCAGAAGAGGACCAAAUGAUGAGAGCCAUUGCCAUGUCUCUGGGACAAGACAUACCAAUGGAUCAGAGAGUAGAAUCACCUGAGGAAGCUGCUUGUAGGAAGGAGGAAGAAGAGCAGAAGGCCCGGGAGAAACAGGAAGAAGAAGAGGCCAAAUGCCUGGAGAAAUUUCAGGAUGCUGAGCCUUUGGAACCAGAAGAACUACAUAAUUUCACAGACAGCAUGUUACCAGGCUGCUUCCACCUCCUAGAUGAGCUUCCAGACACUGUGUACCGAGUAUGUGACCUGAUCAUGACUGCCAUCAAACGCAAUGGAGCUGAUUAUCGAGAUAUGAUUCUAAAGCAGGUGGUUAAUCAGGUAUGGGAAGCAGCUGAUGUUUUGAUUAAAGCUGCUCUUCCUUUGACAACUAGCGACACAAAAACUGUAUCUGAGUGGAUCAGCCAGAUGGCCACCCUUCCACAGGCUUCAAAUUUGGCUACCAGGAUUUUACUGCUUACAUUGCUCUUUGAGGAAUUGAAGCUCUCCUGUGCCCGUGUAGUUGAAUCCAGUGGGAUCCUCAACAUCUUGAUCAAACUGCUAGAAGUGGUACAACCUUGCCUGCAGGCUGCCAAGGAACAGAAGGAGGUCCACACUCCAAAGUGGAUCACUCCAGUACUUCUUCUGAUAGACUUCUAUGAGAAAACAGCUAUUUCUUCCAAGAGGAAAGCACAAAUGAAUAAGUAUCUACAAGCUAAUAGCAAUAAUUGGCGUUGGUUUGAUGAUCGAUCUGGACGUUGGUGUAGCUAUAGUGCAAGCAACAAUAGCACAAUUGAUACAGCCUGGAAAGCUGGGGAGACAAGUGUACGAUUCACUGCUGGCAGACGAAGAUACACAGUCCAGUUUACUACAAUGGUACAGGUCAAUGAAGAAACUGGAAACCGGCGCCCUGUGAUGCUAACACUUUUAAGAAUUCCACGACCAAAUAGAAACCAAAAAAACACCCAUGGGCAAGAACUAGAGAAUACUUUUGAAGAAGGCAAAGAAGUACACAUGAAGCCAAAAGAAGAGAAAAUCAAUGAAGUGUCCUUGACUCCAGAAGGUACUUAUCCUGAGAAGGAACUGACUGCUGAGGAUACCAAGUUAGGAGAAAUCCUGAUACAGGGCCUUACAGAAGAUAUGGUGACCAUCUUGAUCCGAGCUUGUGUAAGCAUGCUCGGUGUCCCUGUGGACCCAGACACACUGCAUGCCACAAUGCGCCUCUGCCUAAGGCUCACCCGCAAUCACAAGUAUGCUAUGAUGUUUGCAGAACUGAAAAGCACCCGGAUGAUCCUAAACUUGACCCAGAGUUCAGGUUUCAAUGGAUUCACACCCCUGGUUACCCUUCUCUUGAGGCACAUCAUUGAGGACCCAUGUACUCUUCAUCAUACCAUGGAAAAAGUUGUAAGGUCUGCAGCUACCAGUGGAGCAGGGAGCACUACCUCAGGGGUUGUGUCUGGUAGCCUUGGAUCUCGGGAGAUCAACUACAUCCUUCGUGUUCUUGGACCUGCUGCAUGCCGUAAUCCAGAUAUCUUUACUGAAGUUACAAAUAGCUGUGUCCGUAUUGCCCUUCCUGCUCCAAGAGGUUCUGGUACCACAUCAGAUGAUGAAUUUGAGAAUCUGAGAAUUAAAGGGCCAAAUGCUGUGCAAUUGGUGAAAACAACCCCUGUUAAGCCUUCUCCUCUACCUGUCAUUCCUGACACCAUAAAGGAAGUGAUAUAUGACAUGCUUAAUGCCUUGGCUGCCUAUCAUGCUCCAGAGGAAGAUAAGUCUGAAACUAAACCUGGAAUGAUAACUCAAGAAGUUAGCCAGAUUCUGCAAGACAUGGGAGAUGAUGUUUAUCAGCAAUAUAGAUCAUUAACACGACAAUGCACAGAUUUUGACAAUCAGACUGGUUUUACCAUCAAUGCUCAAGUCUUUGCUACAGAUGGUGCAUCUACUGAGACACCCCAAUCAGGUACCCCUCAAGGAGAAGUUCUGACUCCAGAAGAAUCUCGGGAAGAGAAAAAAGACAAGGAAGGGGACCGGGCCUUUGAAGAAGGCAAACAGAAAGCCAAAGGCAGCAAACCUUUGCUGCCAACUUCCACCAUCCUUAGACUAUUAGCCGAGUUGGUGAGGUCUUAUGUUGGCAUAGCCACCCUCAUUGCCAAUUACAACUAUACUGUGGGCCAGUCUGAACUCAUCAAAGAGGACUGCAGUGUUCUGGCAUUUGUUCUGGACCACCUCCUUCCACAUACCCAGAAUUCAGAGGACAAGGAUACACCAGCUCUUGCCCGACUUUUUCUUGCCAGCCUGGCUGCAGCAGGCAGUGGAACAGAUGCUCAGGUAGCUUUGGUAAAUGAAGUGAAAGCAGCAUUAGGCCGAGCACUGGCAAUGGCCGAAAGCACAGAGAAACAUGCCAGAUUACAGGCAGUUAUGUGCAUUAUCAGUACAAUCAUGGAGUCCUGCCCCUCCACAUCCAGUUUUUACAGCAGUGCUACAGCAAAGACUCAACACAAUGGCAUGAAUAAUAUCAUCAGACUCUUUUUGAAGAAGGGUCUAGUGAAUGACUUGGCACGAGUACCACACAGUCUAGACCUCUCCAGUCCCAAUAUGGCCAACACUGUCAAUGCUGCCCUGAAGCCUUUGGAAACACUGUCACGCAUUGUGAACCAACCUAGUAGCCUCUUUGGCAGCAAGAGUGCUUCCAGCAAGAGCAAAUCUGAACAAGAUGCCCAAGGAACAUCUCAAGGUGCCAGCAGCAAUACACAGGAUUCAGGGUUAACUGGUGAAGCAGAAGUACAUGAGGAGGAUCAUGAUGUCACUCAGACAGAGGUGGCAGAUGGGGAUAUAAUGGAUGGAGAAACUGAAAAUGACACAGUUGUGAUUUCUGGGCAACCAGAGGUACUUACUACCCAGGAGAUGCAGGUAGAGAAUGAAUUGGAGGACCUAAUAGAUGAAUUACUUGAGAGGGACGGUGGCUCAGGAAACAGUACAAUCAUAGUGGGCAGAAGCGGAGAGGACGAGUCACAGGAGGAUGUGUUGAUGGAUGAAGCUCCCUCCAACCUCAGCCAGGGUUCCACCUUACAGGCCAACCGAGAAGAUUCAAUGAAUAUCUUGGAUCCUGAAGAUGAGGAAGAGCACACUCAGGAAGAGGACAGCAGUGGUAGUAAUGAGGAUGAAGAUGAUAGCCAAGAUGAAGAGGAGGAAGAAGAGGAAGAUGAUGAUGAUCAGGAUGAUGAGGAAGGUGAAGAGGGAGAUGAGGAUGAGGAUGAUGAUGGAUCUGAGAUGGAAUUAGAUGAAGAUUAUCCUGACAUGAAUGCUUCUCCUUUGGUCCGGUUUGAGCGCUUUGACAGAGAAGACGACCUCAUAAUUGAGUUUGACAACAUGUUCUCCAGUGCUACGGACAUACCCCCAUCCCCAGGAAACAUCCCUGCUACACAUCCACUGAUGGUACGGCAUGCAGACCACAGUACCCUCACCCUUGGUAGUGGCUCCUCCACCACACGCCUUGCACAAGGGAUUGGAAGAAGCCAGAGGACAUUGAGGCAAUUAACUGCCAACACAGGCCACACAAUCCACGUUCACUACCCUGGAAAUCGACAGCCCAAUCCUCCUCUCAUUCUGCAGAGGUUACUGGGUCCCUCUGCAGCUGCAGAUAUUCUUCAGCUGAGCAGCAGUCUCCCACUGCAGAGUCGAGGCCGAGCCCGUCUCUUAGUGGGUAAUGAUGAUGUACAUAUCAUUGCCCGUUCAGAUGAUGAAUUGCUUGAUGACUUCUUCCAUGACCAGAGCACAGCUACAAGCCAGGCAGGAACUCUUUCUAGCAUUCCUACAGCCCUAACCAGAUGGACAGAAGAGUGUAAAGUUCUUGAUGCUGAGAGUAUGCAUGACUGUGUUUCUGUUGUGAAAGUGCCUAUCAUUAAUCACCUGGAGUCCUUGAGGGAUGAAGAACUAGAGGAAAGACGAGAGAAGCGCAGAAAGCAGCUGGCUGAGGAAGAAGCUAAGAGAGCUAGCAUGGCUAAGGAAGAAAAAGAGAAUAAGGAUCAGAGUGUACAGGGUACCACAUCCAAAACAAAUGAUACUUCUGGACAGAAUCUCUCAGAUAUGACCAACAGACCUGACAACUACCCAGCUACUACAUCUCCAGCAGAAGGCACUUCAGUUAGACCUAAACAGACCCUUGUUACUCUGGAAACUUCGCAUCACCAACCACCUCUGCCACCCCCAUUAGCUGUUGGAGAGCUAACCCAGCAGUUUCACAUUCCAAAUAUAUCAGAGUCCUCUUCACAGCUUCUAAUGCCUGUAGAGCAAGAAGUCUUAGGUCUCAUACAACCAAGUGGGGAAACGGAGACAAUACAAAUGGAACUAUCACCAGCUCCUACAAUAACCUCAUCUCCAGAGAGGGCUGAAGACUCAGAUGUCCUGACUGCUGUGAGUAGCCAACUGGAGGGGUCCCCUAUGGAUACCAGCAGCCUAGCAUCCUGCAACCUGGAGGAGGCAGUUGGAGAUAGUGCAGUUUCCAGCAGCAUUGAGCCACCUAGGGUAGACACUACUACUCCUGUGGAUAUUCCUCAGCCUAGUACAGAAACACAAGGCAGUGGAGAUGGGCCAAGCGAGUCCCAGCAACAGACUGAAGACAGUUCUCCUCCAGCCUCGUCCUCAGAGAGUUCCUCCACCAGAGAUUCUGCAGUGGCCAUUUCUGGUGCAGAUUCAAGGGAUAAUCUUGAAGAGCCAUUACCUUCAACAAGCAGUGAAGAAGACGAUCCUCUUGCAGGUAUCAAUCUUCCUGAGGGUGUAGACCCCUCCUUUUUGGCUGCUCUGCCAGAUGAUAUUCGAAGGGAGGUCUUACAAAAUCAAUUGGGCAUUCGACCCCCUGCAAGAGGCACUCCAACAGCUACCAAUCCAGUUCCUCCUAUGGUUGGAAACACUAGUAUGACUGAAGUGAGCCCUGAGUUUUUGGCUGCUUUGCCUCCAGCUAUUCAAGAGGAGGUAUUAGCACAACAGAGGGCUGAGCAGCAAAGGCGAGAACUGGCACAAAAUGCUAGUUCAGACACUCCAAUGGACCCAGUGACUUUCAUCCAGACCUUGCCAUCAGAUUUGCGCCGCAGUGUGCUAGAAGACAUGGAAGACAGUGUAUUAGCUGUUAUGCCGCCAGACAUUGCUGCAGAAGCCCAAGCUUUACGGCGAGAGCAAGAAGCCCGGCAGAGACAACUUAUGCAUGAAAGAUUGUUUGGACACAGCAGCACUUCAGCAUUGUCUGCCAUCCUUCGGAGUCCAGCUUUCACAAGUCGCCUGAGUGGGAACCGAGGAGUCCAGUACACAAGACUUGCUGUCCAGAGGGGUGGAACUUUCCAAAUGGGAGGAAGCAGCAGCCACAACAGACCAUCAGGAAGUAACAUGGAAAGUCUUCUUCGUCUUCGUGGCCGUCUUCUUCUGGACCAUGAAGCUUUGUCUUGUCUCCUGGUCCUUCUCUUUGUUGAUGAACCCAAACUAAAUACAAGUCGUCUUCACAGGGUUCUGCGUAACCUAUGCUACCAUGCCCAAACGCGCCACUGGGUUAUACGAAGCCUGCUUUCUAUCCUACAGCGUAGUAGUGAGAGUGAGUUAUGCAUAGAAACCCCCAAGUCAGUUGCUGCUGAAGACAAAGGGAAGAAGUCAUCAAAGGGUUGUACCUCAGGCAGCCUUGACACCCGGCCCUUGGACCUGCUGCAUAAGAUGGAAUCUAAGAGUUCAAGUCAGCUUUCUUGGCUCUCUGUGUCCAUGGAUGCAGCCUUGGGAUGCCGAACUAAUAUAUUCCAGAUUCAGAGGUCAGGAAGUCGAAAGCACAUGGAAAAACAUGCUGGCUGCGGUUCUACUGUUCACAUCCACCCUCAGGCUGCACCUGUGGUCUGUAGACAUGUCUUAGACACACUUAUUCAGUUAGCCAAGGUAUUUCCGAGCCAUUUCACACAACAGCGGACCAAAGAAACAAACUGUGAGAGUGAAAAGAGCAACAAACAGGCCUGCAGCCCUUGCCCGGGGCAAUCCACUAGUAGUGGCAUUUCCACUGACUUCUGGGACUUGUUGGUAAAACUUGACAAUAUGAAUGUCAGCCGUAAAGGCAAAAAUUCCAUCAGAUCUGUACCUGUCAGUGCUGGUGGUGAAGGGGAAACCUCCCCAUAUAGUCUUGAGGCUUCACCUUUAGGGCAGCUCAUGAAUAUGUUGUCCCACCCAGUCAUCCGAAGGAGCUCCCUCUUGACUGAGAAGCUUCUCAGGCUCUUAUCUCUCAUCUCCAUUGCCCUCCCAGAGAACAAAAUGCCAGAAAUACUGACUAACCAUGGCACCAGUAGUUCUGCUUCUAUCACUAUUUCUGCUGUCGCCACACCACCUACCAUUGCUUCUACUGCCGCCGCCACCACAGUUGCCACUGCUCCUGUCACACCUAGCCUUGCCUUGGAUGUAAGUGGGACUACUGAAAUGACAACUUCCACUAUUUCAGCUACUACUAAUAAGAACAGCAAAUCCCCUGCAAAGGCUGGUGAAGGAGGAAGCAGUGGCAGUGUUGAAAAGAUGGUGGCAUCAGGCUUAACAGAAAACCAGCUUCAGCUCUCUGUGGAGGUACUGACAUCACACUCCUGUUCAGAGGAAGGUCUAGAAGAUGCAGCCAAUGUCUUACUACAGCUCUCCAGGGGAGACUCCUUGACCAGAGAUACUGUUCUCAAAUUGCUUUUGAAUGGUGCCAGACACCUAGGUUACACGCUAUGCAAGCAAAUUGGGACCCUUCUAGCCGAACUACGAGAAUACAACUUGGAACAACUACGUCGAACCCAUUGUGAGACACUUUCUCCAGAUGGUCUACCAGAAGAACAGCCACAAGCCACUAAGUUGAAAGGAAAGAUGCAGAGCAGAUUUGAUACUGCUGAGAAUGUGGUGAUUGUGGCUUCUCAGAAGCGCCCACUAGGUGGCCGGGAGCUACAGCUACCUUCAAUGUCCAUGCUAACAUCCAAGACAUCCACACAGAAGUUUUUCCUCCGUGUACUGCAGGUCAUCAUUCAACUUCGGGAUGAUACUCGAAGAGCCAACAAAAAAGCCAAGCAAACAGGCAGGCUAGGUGCUUCCAGCCUGGGCUCGGCUAGCAGCAUCCAGGCAGCUGUUCGGCAGCUAGAGGCUGAGGCUGAUGCCAUUAUACAAAUGGUACGUGAGGGUCAAAGGGCGCGGAGACAACAACAAGCAGCAACGUCGGAAUCAGGACAAUCAGAAGUUUCUGCCCGAAGAGAUGACUCUCCUAUGGAUGUGGACCAGCCAUCCCCCAGCACUCAAGAUGUACAGCCUGUUGGCUCUGAAGGACUACAAUCUAUAGAGAAGGAAAAAGAGGAAAGACCUCUAGAGCUUCCAUUACUAAGUGAACAAUUGAGCCUAGACGAACUUUGGGACAUGCUGGGUGAAUGUUUGAAAGAACUAGAAGAAUCCCAUGACCAGCAUGCUGUGUUAGUGCUACAACCUGCUGUUGAGGCUUUUUUUCUAGUACAUGCCACAGAACGAGAGAGCAAGCCACCCAUAAGGGAUACUCGUGAGAGCCAGCUUGCCCACAUCAAAGAUGAGCCUCCACCACUUUCUCCUGCCCCCUUGACUCCUGCUACUCCUUCCUCCCUUGACCCAUUCUUCUCCAGGGAGCCUUCAUCAAUGCAUAUAUCUUCCAGUCUGCCCCCUGACACACAGAAGUUCCUUCGAUUUGCUGAAACUCAUCGAACUGUGUUAAACCAGAUUCUACGUCAAUCCACCACCCACCUUUCAGAUGGGCCUUUUGCUGUCCUUGUUGACUAUAUCCGGGUCCUUGAUUUUGAUGUAAAGCGCAAAUACUUCCGCCAAGAGCUAGAGCGCCUAGAUGAAGGACUCCGAAAGGAAGACAUGGCUGUGCAUGUCCGUCGUGACCAUGUUUUUGAAGAUUCUUACCGUGAGCUACAUCGAAAAUCUCCUGAGGAAAUGAAGAAUCGAUUGUAUAUAGUAUUUGAAGGAGAAGAAGGCCAAGAUGCUGGUGGACUCCUUCGAGAAUGGUACAUGAUCAUCUCAAGAGAGAUGUUUAAUCCUAUGUAUGCCUUGUUCCGGACUUCACCAGGUGACAGGGUCACCUACACCAUCAACCCUUCCUCCCAUUGUAACCCCAAUCAUCUUAGUUAUUUCAAGUUUGUUGGGCGCAUUGUGGCUAAAGCUGUCUAUGACAAUCGUCUUCUUGAGUGCUACUUCACGAGAUCUUUCUAUAAACACAUCCUGGGCAAGUCAGUCAGGUACACAGAUAUGGAGAGUGAAGACUACCACUUUUACCAAGGUCUAGUUUACUUACUGGAAAAUGAUGUCUCUUCACUUGGAUAUGAUCUUACUUUCAGUACUGAGGUUCAAGAAUUUGGAGUCUGUGAGGUUCGGGACCUCAAGCCAAAUGGAGCUAAUAUCCUAGUAACUGAGGAGAACAAAAAGGAAUAUGUACAUUUGGUGUGCCAGAUGAGAAUGACAGGAGCAAUCCGAAAACAAUUGGCUGCCUUUUUGGAGGGCUUUUAUGAGAUUAUCCCCAAGCGUCUCAUUUCUAUCUUUACGGAGCAAGAGCUGGAACUUUUAAUCUCAGGACUUCCCACAAUAGAUAUUGAUGACCUAAAAUCAAACACAGAGUAUCACAAGUAUCAGUCUAAUUCCAUCCAGAUACAGUGGUUCUGGAGAGCUCUUCGCUCUUUUGAUCAGGCAGAUCGAGCCAAAUUCCUCCAGUUUGUUACAGGCACUUCUAAGGUGCCUCUUCAGGGCUUUGCAGCACUUGAAGGAAUGAAUGGUAUUCAGAAAUUCCAGAUUCACCGUGAUGACAGAUCCACAGACCGCUUACCUUCAGCUCAUACUUGUUUUAAUCAGCUGGACCUACCUGCUUAUGAGAGCUAUGAGAAGUUACGCCAUAUGCUGCUGUUGGCUAUACAGGAGUGCUCAGAGGGCUUCGGGCUGGCAUAAUCAUAAAGGCUGUGCAGCACUCCUCCCCACUGUUGCUAUUUUUUCUACUCUUAAACUUGGGGAAGGAAAGAAGAAAGGGAUGGAUUUUACAAAAAAAAAAGGAAAAAAAACACUUUACACACACACUUUGCACACACACUUUGCACACACACUUUUCCCAAAACACAAAAAGACCACAGAAGCGUAACCAAUAAAUUAAUUAAAUCAAA
Gracilinanus agilis (Agile Gracile Mouse Opossum) is the source of this 13274-nucleotide messenger RNA. Its product is annotated as E3 ubiquitin-protein ligase HUWE1-like. The record is from RefSeq and is a predicted model, not a curated record. The coding region runs from base 1 to 13065 and encodes 4354 amino acids. Gene Ontology annotation, cellular component: nucleus; Golgi membrane. Gene Ontology annotation, molecular function: ubiquitin-protein transferase activity; protein binding; zinc ion binding. Lineage: Eukaryota; Metazoa; Chordata; Mammalia; Didelphimorphia; Didelphidae. Gene Ontology annotation, biological process: positive regulation of protein catabolic process; protein polyubiquitination; membrane fusion. The transcript is spliced from 81 exons.